AUGGAAGCAAGAAGAAAAGACAAAGAUAGAUAUAGAAGCCCCAGCAGUCAAGCAAGCAAUAGACAGCACGAUCGUCAUCCACAGUCACGUCGUGAUCGUACGUAUACUGCAAUACGUCAUUCUUCGUCACUACGUGAUUCGUCUGCUCCACGCUCUUCCCGUGUAAGUAGAAGUGAUUGGGAUACUACUCCGGUACGAUCUGUUUAUAGAUCCACGCCAAGGUCACUUGUCGGAGGCUUGACUCCAAGAAAAGACUCUCAUCCACUGAGCAGUGUCAGGUGGGAUUAUCCUACUCCACGAGUUUCAUCUACAGGUUACGAUGAGAUGGAUAUUGAGCCACCAAAACGUAGUGAAUGGGACGAUGAUGAGCCCAGCGAAUGGGAUCUGAGAAGAUGGGAAGAAGAACAGAGACAAUUAGAUCGGGAUUGGUAUAAUCUUGAGGAAUCAGCUGGUGCAAUAGAUGAUAUGCAUAAUCCCUUUGCGGGUUAUGGUGAUAUCACUCAGAAGAAGGAGGAAGAGUUAGCGGCGAAACAAAUAAAAAAGUUGUCGGCGAGGCAAGAACAAUAUAAUAGAGAUAAUGAACUAUGGGAGACGAAUCGUAUGCUUACAUCUGGAAUAGCUCAACGUAAGGCUGUCGAUUUGGAUUUUGAAGAUGACUUGGAGUCAAGAAUUCAUUUGUUAGUCCACGACUUAAAACCACCGUUUCUUGAUGGUCGUGUGGUAUUUACCAAACAAUUGGAGGCCGUGCAGCCAGUUAAAGAUCCUACAUCCAACAUGGCUGCUGCAAGGAAAAAUGUAGAACUUGCUGGCACAGCUUUAGGAAACAUAAUGGGGAUAAAAUCAUCCGAAGAUUCUAACCCUCCACCCGAUCAAUCAGCCCAAAAUGGGGAGCCUGAGAAUCCCAAAGGCGACUCCCAGUUUGCUUCCCAUCUUAAACAGUCAGAAGCCGUAAGCUCAUUUGCUAGAUCAAAAACUCUUCGCGAACAGCGGGAAUUUCUCCCAGCUUUUGCUGUCCGUGAAGAACUACUUCGUGUGAUAAGAGAUAACCAGGUGGUAGUAGUAGUCGGUGAAACAGGUUCCGGCAAAACAACACAAUUGACGCAGUAUCUCCACGAAGAUGGAUAUAGCAAAUACGGGAUAAUAGGCUGUACUCAACCGCGUCGUGUGGCAGCUAUGUCAGUAGCUAAGCGUGUUAGUGAAGAGAUGGAAUGCAGGCUAGGCACUACUGUUGGAUAUGCCAUUCGAUUCGAAGAUUGUACGUCAGAACUGACUGUGAUCAAGUACAUGACUGAUGGAGUAAUGCUUCGUGAGUCACUGAAGGAGCCCGAUCUCGAUAAUUAUAGUGCUAUAAUUAUGGAUGAGGCUCACGAGAGAUCAUUACAGACUGACGUAUUGAUGGGAUUACUUAGGAAAGUUAUUUCUAGACGGAGAGAUAUGAAGUUGAUAAUAACGUCAGCUACAAUGAAUGCAGAGAAAUUUUCUCAUUUCUUUGGCAAUUGUCCCACUUUUACUAUUCCGGGUAGGACAUUCCCAGUAGAUGUUAUGUUUAGCAAAACACCGUGCGAAGAUUAUGUAGAUGCUGCGGUAAAACAGAUACUAGCUAUUCAUCUAGGUCAUCCGUCUGGUGACAUUCUUGUAUUUAUGACAGGGCAAGAGGAUAUCGAGAUAACCUGUCAAGUUACCGCUGAGCGGCUAGCACAACUAGAGGACCCUCCUCCGCUUGCCAUUCUGCCAAUAUACUCUCAAAUGCCUGCUGAUCUACAGGCAAAAAUCUUUGAAAAGGCUCCAAACAACGCUCGCAAGGUCAUCGUCGCGACGAAUAUUGCCGAAACAUCACUCACUGUAGACGGUAUAAUGUAUGUAGUGGACACUGGAUACAAUAAACUAAAAGUAUUCAAUCCUAAGAUCGGGAUGGACUCAUUGCAGAUUACACCUAUAAGCCAGGCUAAUGCUAAUCAGAGAUCAGGACGUGCAGGACGUACUGGGGCGGGUACUUGCUAUCGGCUGUAUACUGAGCAAGCAUAUCUUCAUGAAAUGUUUGUGAAUACUAUUCCAGAAAUACAGAGAACCAAUUUGGCAAAUGUUGUUCUGCUAUUGAAAUCUUUGGGCGUGAAGAACUUACUGGAUUUUGAUUUUAUGGAUCCGCCACCACAGGAAAACAUCCUAAAUUCAAUGUAUCAACUGUGGGUUCUUGGUGCUUUAGAUAAUACAGGAGAGCUUACCCCAUUGGGUAGAAAAAUGGUUGAGUUUCCAUUGGAUCCUUCUCUUUCUAAAAUGCUAAUAGUGGCCGACGAAUUGGGCUGUACAGCUGAAAUACUGACAAUUGUGUCCAUGUUAUCUGUUCCGUCGGUAUUUUAUCGUCCCAAAGAACGCAUAGAACAAAGUGACGCUGCGAGGGAAAAGUUCUUUGUACCAGAGAGCGAUCACCUCACCCUACUUCACGUUUAUACGCAAUGGAAAUCUCAUAGUUAUCGUGACGAUUGGUGCACAAAACAUUUUAUCCAUGCUAAAGCAAUGCGUAAAGCACAAGAAGUCCGAUCGCAACUGUUGGAUAUAAUGAAGGCCGAAAAAAUGCCGUACACUUCGUGCGGUACUAAUUGGGAUGUAGUUAGGAAGUGUAUAUGUUCAGCAUAUUUCCACCAAGCAGCAAGAAUCAAAGGCAUUGGAGAAUAUGUUAAUUGUCGUACUGGUAUGCCCUGCCAUUUACAUCCGACAAGUGCUUUGUACGGGUUAGGAUACACGCCCGAUUAUAUUGUGUAUCACGAAUUGGUCAUGACAUCCAAGGAGUAUAUGCAGUGCGUUACUGCCGUGGAUCCAUAUUGGCUGGCUGAGAUGGGGUAA
Messenger RNA from Paraglomus occultum, 2841 nucleotides. Lineage: Eukaryota; Fungi; Glomeromycota; Glomeromycetes; Paraglomerales; Paraglomeraceae. The record is from the annotation of a GenBank genome assembly.